GGGAAGGAAGAAGGAGGAAGAAAGAUGGCGGCGGCCAGCGGCUGGGCGCUGCGGCGGAGCGUGGCGGGCCUGGCCCGGGAGGUGCGCACCUUUUGCGGUGGCGGCAGCAGGCGGGCAGCAGCGGCGGCGGAGGAGGAGGAGAAGAAGAAGGGGCCGGUGCGAGCUGAGCAUCUGGCGGAGCGGCUGCGAGAGCGGAAGAGGGAGGAAAAGCAGCGAGAGGUCCCUAGAGACCCCGCGCAGAGGCGGGUGCGGGAGCUGGCCAUGCUGAGCGCGGGGCUGCAGCACGUUCACCCCAACGUCCUGGCCAAAAUGCUGAAGCAGGCAACAGUGUACCAAAACGAGGAGAUCGUGGUGAUCAACAAACCCUACGGGCUGCCUGUGCACGGUGGCCCUGGGAUCAAGAAUUGUAUCACUGAUGUGCUGCCAAUUUUGGCCAAGAUGCUGGAGAACAUGAAGGCUGAACCCCUCCACCUCUGCCACCGGCUGGACAAGGAGACCACGGGUGUGAUGGUGCUGGCGCGGAGCAAAGAGGCAGCAGACAGGAUCCGGCUUCUCUUCAAGACUCGUCAGGUGGAGAAGAUUUACUGGGCAAUCAGCCUGGGGGAGCCAGACCCCACUGAGGGCAUCGUGGACAUCCCCAUCUUGGAGAAGGAGGUGCAGAGCCACCAGUCGCACUACAAGAGGACACUGGCCCCCAGCUACCGCAUUUCUCCAGAGGAUGGGAAGGUGGUGAGAACCCGGAGGAACCGGAGCGCCGAGAGCGCCGUGACACGGUACCGGCUCCUGGCCAGCUCUGCUGCCUGCUCGCUGCUGGAGCUCCAGCCCAUCACUGGGGUGAAGCACCAGAUCCGGGUUCACCUGGCCUAUGGCUUGGGCUGCCCUAUCCUGGGGGAUCACAAAUACUCCCACUGGAGCAAGUUGGCACCUCAGAAGCUUCCUAAAAUCACCUUGAAGAGGCUGAAGCUGGAGCAGAGCAAGGCUCGCCACCUCCCGCUCCACCUGCAUGCCCACCGGCUCUCCCUGCCCCUGGGCGAGCGGCUGGACCUCGUCUGCAAACCACCCCCCUUCUUCCACAAGACUCUGAGGAACCUGGAGCUGGACUUUGCCAAAGAUUAACAGGGCAGGAAGGGAGAGGUGACAUGGAUCUCCACAUCCCUGGCAUGUAUAGUGCUGCGUCCUGCUGCUUGGCAGCAGAGUCCACCUUGGAGACAGCGGUGAGAUGAAGUCCACAGUCCCUGCUGCUUACCAG
This is a messenger RNA of Pezoporus occidentalis (night parrot), 1249 nucleotides long. RefSeq names its product RNA pseudouridine synthase D4 (gene RPUSD4). Gene Ontology annotation, biological process: enzyme-directed rRNA pseudouridine synthesis. Gene Ontology annotation, molecular function: RNA binding; pseudouridine synthase activity. NCBI's taxonomy places the organism in Eukaryota, Metazoa, Chordata, Aves, Psittaciformes, Psittacidae. The coding region runs from base 25 to 1116 and encodes 363 amino acids. The record is from RefSeq and is a predicted model, not a curated record. The transcript is spliced from 7 exons.